AUGGAGCCUUUCUCUGCUGAUAACAAUUCAACUGACCUAUCCUCACAGCCCUGGUAUGAACCCCAAGUCAUUCUCUCCAUGAUCAUUCUCAGCCUCACUUUCUUAUUGGGAGUGCCAGGCAACGGCCUAGUGCUGUGGGUGGCUGGCUUAAAGAUGCAGCGGACAGUGAACACGGUUUGGUUUCUCCAUCUCACACUGGCGGACUUCCUCUGCUGCCUCUCCUUGCCCUUCUCCCUGGCUCACUUGGCUCUCCAGGGACACUGGCCCUAUGGCUGGCUCCUAUGCAAGCUCCUCCCUUCCAUCAUCAUCCUCAACAUGUUUGCCAGCGUCUUCCUGCUGACUGCCAUUAGUCUGGAUCGUUGUCUCUUGGUCCUCAAGCCAAUCUGGUGCCAGAAUCACCGCAAUGUGGGGACAGCCUUUGCUAUCUGUGGAUGUAUAUGGGUGGUGGCUUUUGUAAUGUGUAUACCUGUGUUCAUGUACCGGGAAACAUUUGCUGUAGACAACCAUUUUAUGUGUGGCUACAAUUUUGGUCUCUACAGCUCAUUAGAUUAUUCAGACUUCACCAUUGAUCUCCUGGAAAAUGGGUCUCUUGACAACUCCAUUGUUCAGAUGCCUGGAGAAAUAGAUGAUAGAUUAGAGUCUUUCUCUUUACAAACAAAUGAUCUUCCUUGGACAGCCACCACUAUCCUCUAUUCUCAAACAUUUCAAAGACCUUCUGGAGAGUUACUCCCUAUGGAUUCAGCUAAAUUAUCUAGUCAACAUCCAUAUUAUAAUUUAUUUAAACCUCCUGAUGAGGUCUCAUCUAUAAUCCCCAGUGGGUUUCCCAUUGAAGAUCACAGAAUUGACCCACCAGAUAACUCUGAUACUUUUCUCUCUACUGAUGUAGAGCUUUACUCUGGUACUUCCACCAAUUCCUUAUACGCAUACGAGCUAUCCCAAGAUUUCCAGGAUGAUGAUUUAGGCCAGUUUUCAUAUGACAAUCAAGUACUAACACCCCUGAUGGCAAUAACCAUCACUAGGCUAGUGGUGGGUUUCCUUCUGCCCUUUAUUGUCAUGGUGACCUGUUAUGGCCUCAUUAUCUUCCGAAUGCGACGGGGCCGCUUCACCAAGACUCGGAUCAAAACCUUGCGAGUGGCCAUGGCUGUGGUGGUUGUCUUCUGUGUCUGCUGGGCUCCAUAUCACGUUGUUGGAGUCCUGUCAUUGUUUUUUGGCCCAGAAACUCCCCUUGGAGAAGCUCUGCUGUCUUGGGACCACGUGUCCAUUGCUCUAGCAUCUGCCAAUAGUUGCUUUAAUCCCUUCCUCUAUGCCCUCCUAGGAAAAGAUUUCAGGAAGAAAGCAAAGCAGUCCAUGAAGGGCAUUCUGGAGGCAGCUUUCAGUGAAGACCUCACACACUCUACCAGCUGUCCCCAAAGCAAAGUCUUUUUGGAAAGAAACAGUAUCAGUACAACUGUGUGA
Odobenus rosmarus divergens (Pacific walrus) is the source of this 1455-nucleotide messenger RNA. RefSeq names its product complement component 3a receptor 1 (gene C3AR1). Gene Ontology annotation, biological process: chemotaxis; positive regulation of cytosolic calcium ion concentration; complement receptor mediated signaling pathway. The record is from RefSeq and is a predicted model, not a curated record. Bases 1 to 1455 code for a protein of 484 amino acids. NCBI's taxonomy places the organism in Eukaryota, Metazoa, Chordata, Mammalia, Carnivora, Odobenidae. Gene Ontology annotation, cellular component: plasma membrane. The transcript has a single exon. Gene Ontology annotation, molecular function: complement component C3a receptor activity; G protein-coupled receptor activity; complement component C5a receptor activity.